AUGACAGAUCCUGAGCAGCAAGUAGGGGCUGCGGAGGAGGACGAAUAUGAGGGCGAGGGGAUGGAAGAGGAAGGCGCUGAGGAUGGAGAGGACGAGCUGGAAGACAUGCGCCGCAAGCUGGCUGAGAUGGAGGAGGAGGCGGCGCGGCUCAAGGAGCAGCAGGACAAAGCCCAAGCCCCCGCCGCGGCGGCGGGCGCGCCUGCAGCAGUGGGAGCAGCAGCAGCAGCGGCAGCGGCGGUCCCCGACGCGGAGCAGGUGGCCAAGGAGGAGGCGGACGGCCGCAGCGUGUAUGUGGGCAACGUUGACUACGCGGCCACCCCUGAGGAGCUGCAGCUGCACUUCCAGGGCUGCGGCACAGUCAACAGAGUCACGAUCCUCACAGACGCAGCCGGCAACCCCAAGGGCUUUGCCUACGUUGAGUUUCUGGAGGCUGACGCGGUGGACAAUGCGCUGCUGCUGGACGCCAGCGAGAUACGCGGCCGCGGCCUCAAGGUCCUGCGCAAGCGCACCAACGUGCCGGGUCUCAAGGCGCGCGGCCGCGGCCGCGGGCGGGGCCGCAGCGGCGGCGGCUACUUUGGCGCCCGGGGCGGCGGCGGCGCUUUCACGCCGCGAGGGCGGGGCGGGUACCGGGGUCGCGGCCGUGGCAGGGGGUACUCUCCUUACUAG
Molecule: messenger RNA, 666 nt
Organism: Monoraphidium neglectum
Lineage: Eukaryota; Viridiplantae; Chlorophyta; Chlorophyceae; Sphaeropleales; Selenastraceae
Product: Polyadenylate-binding protein 2
Exons: 5
Coding region: 1-666 (221 amino acids)
Molecular function (GO): RNA binding
Source: RefSeq, a predicted model, not a curated record